AUGGCCCCCAAAGAUUAUUUAGGUGAUCGUAGCAAGUCAGUCAGACAAUUGGUCUGGAUUGGGAACAAAGAUGUAAUGAUUGUCAACGGCGACGGCGGAACGAAGUGGAACAUCUAUACCUACGAUCUUAUCGAUGAGUACAGUGGCUUUGGGAAGAUGCCCAUCUUCAAAUCUACAGGAGAAGCCGUUUACGCAAACUGUGAUGAAAACGUUCCGAAGAUCAAGUAUUUAGACGAAACGGUCCCAACACUUUCAAUCGGCAAAGGCACAGAGCGGUCGGAAGGGACGACAAAAUUGUGCAAAUACGAUGGCACCACGCUUUAUGAAACUGAUGAGUUGGAGAUUACUGGCGAAAAUCAGAACAAAUUGCGGGAGAUUGUUGAGUUUAUGGUAGAACCGUGGUACCUUCCGCAACAGCGAACUACAACGAUAUUUCUACUAGACGAUGACAACAAACGAGCACUUCUUUUUGGCAGACAAACAAUACAUGUGUGGAACUUUACGUCAACCGAACCGCGCUUGGAGUACAUUUGGUGUAAACCAAUGCCUGCAGUAAAUUACAGUAUUGACGAGCCUUUACUAGACAAAGAUAAGAAUAUUCUCAAAUUUCGAUAUAAGUUUGAAAAAUUUAGUGAAGAGCUGGAAUUGUCGCUGCGUCCAACCAAAUUCAAAACAACCUUACACGCAUUGUAUGCCCGUAAUUUUCUGGAACGCAAAGACAAUGUCGAACGUCAAAUCGGCUCGAGCCACGGAUUGCUUUUUUCCACGCUAUUAAGGCAAUGUGAAGAGAUUGUGUACAGCACCAUCCACAGCACCAACGCUCGAAUCUUUAAUGCGACCGUAGACGAUAGGUCCAUGGUGUAUUUGCUGAUUGAUCUGAAUUGCGCAUUUGCAGAUUCAAUGUUAGAAGCGCUAUUACAAAAGGACGUUUAUAUUCCGCUGUUUUACGAAAACAAAGAGUCGGCUCUCUCAUGUGCGAUCUCGAAAGGAAAGGCAAAAGUCGUUCGUCUGUUGUUAAAGUACUACUGCCGCAGAACCGAAGAAAAGGCCAAGGGAAAGCCAGAAUUUUGGACACUGACGGUCGUUCCCGUGUUCAAACAACUGAUAACAAAAUACCCAGACUCGGCGUUGGAAUUGAUGAAAGCUAUAAGCGAUCUACCGAUAAGUGAAAAAAUUGUAUGGAGUAACCGAGAAGAUUUAUACGCUUUUAUCCGUGAAACUGAUGAAGUCCACGAGAUGAGCGCUCUAAGGAAAGCAGACGAAAUCGAUGAGGCAAACAAGGUCGGUACCCAUCCACGCUAUAUGUGUGUGGUUCCGCUCCCAGGUUUUACCGAACAUCCGGAGUUUGCUUUUUAUGACCUCGUCUAUAAAAGGCAAGGGUGUUGUUCCCGUUUCGCCGAUGCAGUGUUCCAUGGUCCUAUUGAUUUAUUUGGUGAACGUAGCAUGGAAGCUAUUAUUAAUUUUAAAUGGAGGAUGUUUGGUAGUCGAUAUGCUUACUGUUUAAUUUUUGCAUAUUUGUUUUACCUGUUCUCAUUCAUGAGCAUGGUAACGCUAGACUCGGGUAGGAUACAACUAGAUGAACAAUAUAAGAACAUUGCAAUGAAAGUGUUUAUUGUUAUAGUAUUGGGGGCAGGUUCUGUGUUUUUGAGUACGGAAAUGAGACAAUUGAUACAUAAACCAUAUUAUUAUAUCCGUAAUAUUUAUAACUUGGUAGACGUAGUUAGUUUAAUAAUGCCAAUUGCGUAUGCAAUUAAUUUGCUCGUUGGGCAUGAACCUUUUCAACCUGCAUACAUUGGCGCAUCUGUGUUCUUUGUAUAUUUAAAUUUUAUUUUGAAAUUGCGAAUCUUUGAGAAACUUGGAACGGCGAUUUUCAUUAUUAUUGAAAUAAUGUCUAAUGUAGACCGUUUCGUGCUGGCGAUGGCGAUAAUGGUGUUCGCGUACGCGUACACUUUCUGGUUGUUAUUAUGUAAUACGGAAGUUACGAAUGCGUUAAAUGAUAAUAAUGCGACUGCACAAGAAUACUCCACCUUUCAACGAGGAUUAGUUUCCACUUACUUUUUUGUGACAAAUAAUCUCGGUUCACUCGGUGACGCCUUCGGAGAUUCGACCAUUGCAAUAUUUACGGUCUUAUUUUCGGUGAUCAGUUUUUAUAUGUGGACAGUCUUGGUUGCAUUGAUGAGCAAUGUUGUCGACGACUCUAGAACCGUUGGUAGGCACGCCUGGCUUAAACAAAGAGCAGAGGUCAUAGUUGAGAUUGAAUUGUAUUGGUUUACGGCAAAGCAAAGAAGACGAAAAGAUUACUUUUCUUCAUUGAUCUAUUACUAUGCAAGCCCCGAUGCCAUCGAAAAACGUAGAGAAAGGAGC
Messenger RNA from Paraglomus occultum, 2364 nucleotides. The record is from the annotation of a GenBank genome assembly. NCBI's taxonomy places the organism in Eukaryota, Fungi, Glomeromycota, Glomeromycetes, Paraglomerales, Paraglomeraceae.